CAACGUCUUCCGCUCUUUGCCAUUCACUCUUUGUCCACACGCUGGAGGAGAUCUCAAGCCUAGAUGUCAUAAACACUUGGUUCCUACUGUGAUUGAACAUCCGAUCAGCUAACUAAAGUCAAAUUUCCUUACAGACUGUCCACACGUAAUGAAACACAUGUGAAAUAUGAGGAGAGAAAUUGCAGCUGUGGUAUUCUUCCUCAAGAGGCUUGUGAAAAAGGGGGAGAAGCUGGAAUCGCACAAGGUUGAGCUGUUUGUUGAGAGGCUGGCUGUUGCACUGCAGGAGAAGUUCAAGGGGCACUGGUACCCUGAAAACCCCAGCAAAGGACAGGCAUACAGGUGCAUCCGAGUGAACAGGUUCCACAGGCAGGAUCCAGAGCUCCUUCGGGCCUGCCAGGAGAGCGGGGUUCAGUACAGUGACCUGCGACUGCCCCGUGAACUCACACUGUGGGUGGACCCUGGGGAGGUCUGUUGCAGGUAUGGAGAACAGAAUCCUUGCUUCUCAGUGGCCAAUUUCUCUAGUGAUGAGGAAGAGGACAAAGAUGUCGCAAAGAAGGUGACCAGCGCUUUGGAGAGGGUGACAUCAGACUACCACUCAGGUUCUUCCUCCGAUGAGGAGAGCACACGCACUUCCCCCCUUACUAUUGCCAACGGCCGCUGUGCUUACCAGGUGAUGAAUCCAACAGCUCCUACAUGGCAUCCGAAAAAAAUGGUACCAGGGCAAGGUCUCAUCCUUCCACGGCCUCACUACGGUUUCAGGCCUCGGAGCAGAGCCCCCCACACUUCAAGGCAGAAAGUGUGGUUCCCUCCUGGCUAUAGAGGAGGGCCUGGAUACUGGGACACAAACCCAAAUCUGGCACAUUGUUACAGUUAGGAAUCAUGGUGCAUAUUGUUCACACUGGACAUUAAAGCUGAACACAACUUAAAGAUGACCGACCAAUGUUUUUUUUUUUUUUUUUUUUUUACAUGAAUUUUUAUAGCUUAAAUAUUGAUUGUUUUUGAAAAGUAUUUUUUGCACUUUAGACCAUUUCUUAUAGUUUGAAUGAAUCACUUGUAUUAAAUUAGUUAUUGAAAUUGGAAUACUACACAGCCUUGAAGUACUGUAUUUUUACAAUGGGAGACGCUCAUGUAUGCCACCUACUGUCCUUUGUGAUAAAAUGUUUUAUUUAUUCAUAGUGUAGAAUUCUCAGAUGUAUAGGCUUAAAUUUAUGAAGUUUUAUUAAACACAAUUUCCAAGCAUGAUAA
This is a messenger RNA of Xiphias gladius (swordfish), 1245 nucleotides long. It is a transcript of the gene btg3, whose product is annotated as B-cell translocation gene 3. The transcript has 5 exons. Lineage: Eukaryota; Metazoa; Chordata; Actinopteri; Istiophoriformes; Xiphiidae. Gene Ontology annotation, cellular component: cytoplasm; nucleus. Bases 167 to 874 code for a protein of 235 amino acids. The record is from RefSeq and is a predicted model, not a curated record. Gene Ontology annotation, biological process: negative regulation of cell population proliferation; negative regulation of mitotic cell cycle.